CACGCGAGCCCGUGACGUUUCAACAUGGCGGAACAUGAGAAGCAAAACCGGGAAGAUGAUUUCAAAACAAGACACUUCUUGAAGCUGUAGCGCCAGUUGGGAUCUGACGAUUCAUUAAAGAGAGAAAGGGAUGAGCUGUGGUGUCGUGGAUGAAGAGGAGUUCUGUCGGUGCUGUCGGCUCCUCCUGCAGCACUCCAACGGCGUGGGUGACGGCUGGAGCUGGGAGGCGGUCCGGGGUUCAGAUGAGGGCUACCUGAAGAAAACGCUGCUCAGGUCAGUCCCUGCUGAGCGGAGCGUCCCACAGAAACACAAGGAGCCCGGCUCUGACUCUGAGAAGUUUGAUUAUUGCCAUCUGCAAACCGAGGAGCAGGAAAAGCAGGGCGUCGACGCCUCAUCCGAUUCCCUCAGACCUGACGCAGAAGAGGAAGAUGACGGGGUCUGCGGGGCGCCUGCAGGCAGCAGCUCAGUACUUCAGUUUGAGUAUCACAUCCUGUACUCCUGCAGCUACAGGACUCCUGUGCUGUACUUCAGAGCUUCCACUCUGGAGGGGAGGAGUUUAACUCUGGAGGACGUGUGGCGCACCGUUCACCCAAACUACAGGCUUGGCCUCCAGAGCCGCCCUUUGGAUGCCAUCACUCAGCAGGAGCAUCCCUUCCUGGGUCAGGCUUUCUUCUAUCUGCAUCCCUGCAGGACGGAGGAGUUCAUGAAGCCUCUGCUGCAGAUGGCGAGGGAUCAAAACAGGCAGGUAAACUACGUGCUGUCGUGGCUCAGCGUGGUGGGACCCAUGGUGGGCCUGGAAGUCUCCCUGGAGUGCCUCAAACAGCAGCAGCUUCACCCCACGACCCCCCAGCAGCUCAGAGUUCCACUGAGAGGCUCCAUUCAACAACCAAAAACCUUGUAGCUCUACUGCAUCUCGGGUGAAGUUCUGACUUUGAUCUCCAUUCUGGGGACAAUUCAGUCCAGACUGAGAGCUGCAGUCAUGUGGUUUAAAUCCUGGCUGGUGCUCUCUGGAAGAAUUGUGCAGAUCUAAAAACUGCUUCUGUCCAUCAUCUGUUGGGUGCUUGUGAGGAAUAAAGACUAAAGCUAAGUGAGUGCAAAAGCAUCACUUAGAAACUUCACAAGUCCUAGAAUGGAGCAGCUGUCUUUUAUGCAUCUAUUCUGUAAAACAUGCAGGAGUCUUCAUUCCUGUUGGUGUGAAAGACAUGUUUCAUAUAAAAACAAUUACUUUCAGGUGUUUUCUUUGCGUUUUUCGGCUUUCGUAAAUCUGGACGAGCAAAUCAUGUGUUCCAUUUGCAACUUAUAUUAUUAAAUGCUGCAUUUCUAUAGGGAAGUAAAUAACGGGUUUCGGUAUUGUUUAAUGCUCAUGUUUGUUGCGAAAGUGUAAGACAUCUCUACCAAACGUCAUUCAGUGUAGGAGUCCUCCAGUAGGUGGUGUAGUUGUCAAACAGAGCUAUUGACCUGUCAAAUGCAUAGAUGCACUUUAGUGGCUACAGGUAAAAGGAGGAUUGCAAACAACGUAGGAGUGGGAAGGGAAUUGGUCUGCUGACACUUCUACAAAUAUUAGAACAAGAUCUUAAGGCUGAGAGAAAUAUCUGUGGAAUGAAAAAAACCACAACUUUGUAGACUUAGAUAAUAUGUUCACAUUAAUACCCAACAAUAAUGUUGGGGAUUUCCUCUCUCAGCUUUAUGGACCAUGCACAGGCUGGAUCAAUACUCUUCAAUCAGAUGUGUUCUACUAUUAAUACCAAGACAAAAAACAAAAAGAGCUGCCCAUUUUGGGCUUAUUUCCUCUAUUUUAAAUGUUGUGGUCUCUUUAUGGAGAUAUCUGCUGUCAACAUUUUUGCUGGAUAAAUAAAAAGAAGAAAGUUCGGAUUAUUUUGCUUUUAUUUCUAUAGAUGAGUCAGAUUUAGUUGGAAUACUUUCUUUUAAAUUUAAAACAAACACAAGAGCAAAAAUGAUUUAGAUGCAAGUUCUGCAAGCUAUUAGCUCUAAUUAUUCCACUUUUUAUUUUCUCUCCUGUCUUUGACCUUUUCUUUCUAUUGUCUAAUGCCGUGCCUGUUUAUGGGAUGUUGUGACACCCUCAUGUUUGUUAAGUAGUUUUUAGGGUUUUUUCUUGGUUUUGUUUGUUUCAUUAAACUUAAAGUCAAAAUUUUAAAAGAAAAUAUUUUGGCUAUUUUUUUAAAACGAUUUAAAUUGAGUUUAUUUCUAAUCUGUGAAGAAAAAAUAUCUUUAUUGCAAUUAUGGUGUAUGAAUAAAUGCAGAUAUUUUUUAUGGUAA
Messenger RNA from Oryzias latipes (Japanese medaka), 2277 nucleotides. RefSeq names its product ATG10 autophagy related 10 homolog (S. cerevisiae) (gene atg10). Gene Ontology annotation, cellular component: cytosol. NCBI's taxonomy places the organism in Eukaryota, Metazoa, Chordata, Actinopteri, Beloniformes, Adrianichthyidae. Gene Ontology annotation, biological process: protein lipidation; autophagosome assembly; protein modification by small protein conjugation. The record is from RefSeq and is a predicted model, not a curated record. Gene Ontology annotation, molecular function: Atg12 conjugating enzyme activity.